Molecule: messenger RNA, 1338 nt
Organism: Drosophila persimilis
Lineage: Eukaryota; Metazoa; Arthropoda; Insecta; Diptera; Drosophilidae
Gene: Wdr92
Product: WD repeat-containing protein 92
Exons: 2
Coding region: 59-1186 (375 amino acids)
Molecular function (GO): ubiquitin binding
Source: RefSeq, a predicted model, not a curated record
UGUGAAAUUCCGUUCAGAUUUCAUAAUCAGGCUCUGCUUGAACUGAAAAGGCAACAAAAUGGACAAGCCCCAAUUGAUUGAGCACUUGAACGCGUCCGUUAACUACACGGUGUACGACACGAAAUGGAUUCCGCUCUCGGCCAAGUUUGUGGUGCUCGGCUCAAAGGCGAACAGCCAUGGCAUUAUGGACAUCUACGAGCUGAACGAGGACCAGCUGGUCAAGGUGAAGACUGUGGAGAAGAAGGUGGCCUUCAAGUGCGGCACAUUCGGGGCUUCCUCGCUGCGAAACCGUCACAUUGCCAUUGGAGACUUCGAGGGGAGGCUGCAAGUGCUCGAUAUGGAGCGUCCCGAACUGCCGGUGUACAAUGUUAAGGCCCACACGGCCAUCAUCAACACCAUCGAUGCCAUUGGCGGUAACCAGCUCAACUGUGGAGCCCCCGAAAUCGUCACCGGCAGCCGUGAUGGCGCCGUCAAGGUGUGGGACAUACGACAGGGACAGUCUCCUGUGGUGGACAUCUCACCGCCACCGCAAAUGGGGGACGGCAUCAAUCAGAGCAGCGGCCGGCGCGACUGCUGGGCAGUGGCCUUCGGCAAUACCUUCAACUCGGAGGAGCGCAUGGUAGCGGCUGGCUAUGACAACGGGGACCUGAAGCUCUUCGACCUCCGUACGCUCUCCGUGCGCUGGGAGGCGUCCAUGAAGAAUGGCAUUUGUGGCCUCGAGUUUGAUCGCCGCGACAUACCGAUGAAUAAACUGGCCGUAACCACGCUGGAGGGAGGCCUCCUGGUCUACGAUAUGCGCCACCAGCAUCCGACCAAGGGAUUCAGCUAUGUCGAGGAGCGCAACGCCGGCCGUAGUGUGGGCACAAACGGUGUCAUCAGCGGCCCCAAAGCCACUGUCUGGGUGGCACGCCAUUUGCCACAGAAUCGCGAUGUCUUCCUCACUGGCGGUGGCACUGGCUCCAUACGCCUCUGGCAGUACGAGUAUCCCGACAAGAGAGUCGUCGUGGACGCGGACGGCACCAAAACGGGCGUGGCUGGCACUCUGCACAUGAUCAGUGCGGCCACAUUGAGCUCCCAGCCGGUGCACUGCUUCGACUGGCAUCCGGACAAGCUGGGCCUCGCCGUCUGUGGGGCCUUCGAUCAGAGCGUUCGAGUGCUGAUCAGCACCAAGCUGAACGUCCUUUAAACCCGUUCAUUUAUUUGUGAUCCUUUUGUUUCUUUUACUUUUCGACACUUCAACACAACACGGUAGCCCAUGCCACACUUAGCUGACGCCCAACGAGUCCUUCAAAUACACAAUUAUCAUGUACAACUAAUAAACACUAAAUCUAGUUCAGA